Molecule: messenger RNA, 2621 nt
Organism: Caenorhabditis elegans
Lineage: Eukaryota; Metazoa; Nematoda; Chromadorea; Rhabditida; Rhabditidae
Gene: Y75B8A.7
Product: U3 small nucleolar ribonucleoprotein MPP10
Exons: 6
Coding region: 17-1963 (648 amino acids)
Biological process (GO): rRNA processing
Cellular component (GO): Mpp10 complex; nucleolus; sno(s)RNA-containing ribonucleoprotein complex
Source: RefSeq, marked reviewed
GUAAUUCGCUGCAAAAAUGACGAAAUCAAAGUCAAAAAAGGAGGAUUUGAUCCCGGAAAUCGGGGAUUUCACAAAGUUUUUCAAAAGUCGAUCAAAAUUUUCCGACCAAAUAACCGAUGUUAUUUCGAAUGUCUACGAAUGGUCGACAUCACUGGAACCUUCAGAAGACAAUCUUCCACUUCCAUUUGUUUCGAAAAACGAAGAAGUCGUUUGGAGUUAUCUGAAGCAUCAGAAUAAGCAAUUAGAUGGAAUUAAUAAGAAAUAUAAGGGAUUUCUUUCCGAGUUGAUUGGAAAAUCGCAUAUUCGGGUGGCGGCGAAAAUUCAGGAUUCUGAAGGUUCGGAAGAUGGUUCUGAUGGCUCCGAUGGCGGCUCCGAAGAGGAGCUCGAUGAUGAUGAGGAAGAGCUGGAAGAUGAAGAGCUCGAGGAUGAAAUGAUUGACGAUGAGGAUGAAGCCGAUCUUUUUAAUUUAAGCGAGAGUGAUCUGAAGACGUUGGACGCUGAUUUGAAGAAAAUGGAAGAAGAAGAAGCCGGAGAAGAGAAAGAGGAGGUGGAAAAAGCCACAGAACAACCGAAAAAAUUCAAGAAAUCCAUUGUGGACGAUCAGUUUUUCAAUCUUGACGAGAUGCACGAUUUUUUGCAAAAAACUGAGAGAGCUGGAGGCAAAAAGGCCGCUCAGGAUGAGGAAAUGAUGUUUGAGGAUGAAGAUAGCUGGGACGGAAAAACCGACUACACGUAUGAGGACUUUUUUGGAUCUCGUGAGACAGUUGCUGAAACCGAAAAAAUGAAUGGAGAGAAGAAAAAAAUUGAAAAAGAUAAGAAACGGAAGGCUGGAGAUAAAGCUGAUUUAUCACUUGAUGAUGGAAAGAACAAAAAACGCGUUCGUUUCGCAAUGGAUGAGGAACCUGAAGAAGAAGAAGUUGAAGACGAGGAGCAAGAAGACAUUAAUGAUGAAGAAGAGCCCCCAGAGGAUGAGCCAGUGCUCCUCGGAGCCGACCUCGAAGAGCCGAAGGAAGAAUCGGCGUUUGCCAAGCGUCAGUCCAAGAUGAAGGAACGAAUCGCUAAGCUUGAGGAGGAGAAUUUGGCUCCAAAAUCGUGGGAGCUCUCCGGAGAGGUUGCCGCCGAUCAGAGAGAUCAGAAUACCCUGCUGGAGAAGCAUGUGGAUUUUGAUCAUGGAGCAAAACGUGCUCCAGAGGUUACCGAAGAGUUUACAGACCGCCUCGAGUCACUUAUCAAGCAACGAAUUCGUGAUAAAGCCUGGGAUGAUGUGAUUCGAGUGAAAAAAGUCGAAGCGAAAGGCGCCAAAUUCGAAACUGAAGCCAUCGAGAAUCAAAUGAAUCAGAAAACUUCCUUGGCUGAGGUUUAUGAGAAGGAAUAUCAAAAUUCGACUGGAAAUUCUGCAGAUGGAGCAGCAGGAGCCACGAAGCCGAAUGAAGCUCAUGAAGCUAUAAAAUCGAAGAUGGGAGAUCUCUUCCGGCUAAUUGAUGCGCUAACUCAUUUCGAGUAUAAACCGGAUCAAGCUCGCGAGGAGGUGAAAGUGGUCUCAAAUAUGGCUGCUCUACGUGUGGAAGAAGUCGGAAUUACAGCUUCAACGGAGGCUCAGCUUAUGGCUCCAGAGGAGAUUUCGAAGAAGAUGAAGGCGAUUGAAAAGAGCAAGGAUGAGAGAGACGCGACUGAUAAGGCACGAGAACGUCGGCAGAAGAAGGCUAAGCAGAGGUCGAUGCUGGAAAAGUUUGGCGAGGAGCGAGUUUUCGGAGAGCAGAAGGCGGUGAAGCUGGCCAAGAAGGAGAGGAAGGCUGGGAAGGAGAAGGGCGGCGGGGUGGAUAAGAUUAAGAGCUCGAACUUCUUUGCGAAGCUUCAGGAGACGGUGGCUGCUGAGAAGAAGGAUGGAGCGGUGACGAAGAAGAAGAAGAAGAUUGUGAAGAGAUUGAAGAGUGAUAAGAAUUCGGCUGCUAUUAAGCUUUAGUAAUCGAUUAUUUUGUUUUUUUUUUUGUUUUUUGUUUUUAUUUUUCUAUUUUUCUAUUACUGAAACACAAAAUUCAAAAUUGUGCAUCAUGUUUGACGCGCAAAAUAUCUCGUAGCGGCGAAAUGACUACUGUAGUGUCGAUUUACGGGAUCUCGAUUUUCGAAAAUGAAUUUAUUUUAUAUGCAAAAAAAAUACUAUUAAAAGUAUAGUUAUCGAUUCUUGAAUUUUGCAAAAAAAAAAAUUAUUCUGUCGCACAGAAUGUAGGGCGGAGCGUAGCUGCCGCACGGGGUUUGUCUCCGCCCCUUUUCCACUGUUUUUUUUCUCGAAGUUUCUAGUCUUUUUCUUUCUUUUUUUUUUGGAUAAAGAGAAAAAUAAAAUAAUAGUAAAAUCGAAACUUUAUUGAAAAAAUCAACAAAAAAAAACAGUGGACGCUCCGCCCUACUUUCUGUGCGACAGAAUAAUUUUUUUUUUUUGCAAAAUUCAAGGAUCGAUAACUAUACUUUUAAUAGUAUUUUUUGCAUAUAAAAUAAAUUCAUUUCGAAAAUCGAGAUCCCGUAAAUCGACACCACAGUAGUCAUUUCGCCGCUACGAGAUAUUUUGCGCGUCAAAUAUGUUGUGCGAUACGCAUUCUCAAAAUUUUGUGUUCCCCGUAAUAUUU